GGCAGUCUGCCGGCUCAGCUGAGCAGCCGGACGGGCCAUCCCCCUCGGCCAGACCCUACCGCCAGCUGGGCAACCUCCGCUACUUUGCUGUUGCCCUCUUCUCUCGGUCUUCCCCCCAGCGCGCGUUGCCAUGGGCAAGAGCAGGACGAAGCGCUUCAAGAGACCGCAGUUCUCCCCUACGGGCGGCUGUCAGGCCGAGUUGGCAGCGGCGGAGAACGGGACUGAGCGAGAGGACGACGACGGGCCGGCAGCGGAGCUGCUAGAAAAGCUCCAGCACCCGAGCGCCGAGGUCCGCGAGUGCGCCUGCGCGGGGCUGGCCCGGCUGGUGCAGCAGCGGCCGGCGCUCCCGGACCUGGCGCGCCGCGACGCCGUGCGCCGCCUUGGGCCGCUGCUGCUCGACCCCAGCCUGGGGGUGAGGGAGACGGCUGCCGGCGCGCUCAGAAACCUCAGUGCUUGUGGAGGUUUUGAAGUCUGUGAUGACAUGGUGACGAAGGACAUCAUGACCCCUCUGGUCGCACUGCUUAAAGAGUGUAGUGCUGGACUGGAUUCAAAUGAGAUGUCGUCACAGGAAAAAAAAGAUCGGAAUGGAAAUUCUGUUGAGAGCAUAGCCAAUGAGGCCGUGAACGUGCUGUGGAAUAUAUGUGAAUGCAGUAGUAAAGCAGUAUCUAUAUUCAACAAAGAAGGGUGUUUGGAGAUUGUAAUAAAGUAUUUAAGUCGGUUUUCCACCAACGUUGACCUGGCCAUUUCAGUAGCCUACUGCUUGCAGACGGUCACGGAGGACAACCCGGAGCUGCUGAAGUCCUUCAGUGGCUCAGCCUUGCGGGUGCUGGAGUCAGCGAUGCUGGCUCCGGCCAGUUCCAUGGAACGUACGCUGUUAAAGACAUUGGUGGCAGGCACGAUUUGGAAUCUGAAAGACGUUAUUCCGUCCAAGAGUCAAGCAGAAAUCAUAAAUGCUAUCCUGAAGACCUUAUCCGAAGUUCUGGAAAUGGACGCUGGUAAAGUGGUCAUUCAAAUGAAGGAGGCGGAGACGCAAAGGGUGAAAACCGCUGCCGAGACCGAGGACGUGCUGGAGAACGCGAACGGGGGUGGUUUGAUCGAAGACGAUGAAAUGGAAGAAAUUCCACCAAAGAGAAGAGUCAGGAGGAAAACUUUCAUUUCGGAUUUACUUCCACCUACUGACAAGGAGCUGCGAGAGGCCACCGCGCUGCUGACGGCUCAGCAGACUGCUCUGGAAAUCAUCGUCAACAUGUGCUGCAGUGAAGGUCCCUCGGACGACGAGGACGAAUGGGAGGAGGAGCCCUCCAGCAGCGACGAGAGCGAGGCGUUCAUGGAGGACACCCUCUGCGAGGGCGCUGGGCAGCUGCUAUCUCCCCUCUGCCUCUCCCACGAGGUCCACAGCGCCCUCACCAGCUUCCUCCUCCCCAAGAAGAUAUUUGAGAAAACUGCCUUUCCAAACAGCAUUGCAGUUGACAUAUGUUCUGGGAACCCCACUUGGAAACCUUUGGUUAGAAAAAUGAACACCGUGCAGUGCCGAGCCCUCGUGUGCCUCCAGAGCCUCGUCUCCCUGCUGGAGGUGGAGCACCUGGGCGGGGCCCCGGCCCUCCAGGCCCUCGCGCAGCACCUGUCCACUCUGCUCUUUUCUCAGCCAGAUUUUGCGAAGCACGUUGACUUCCUGGAAGCCAUAAGCAGUGCCUUGCGGGCCCUUUUGCAAACAAUGGCCUCCAAGAACAUUUCUCAGUGCCUGACCCCGGAUCAGCUGAUGACGCUGUGCAGGGCCGGCGUUCAGAGCGCCAGCGUCGGUGUCAGAGUGAACGUGGUCAGCAUUUUGGGAAUCAUGGGCAGCGUCCUAGCCAAAGAAGACGGCACGCUUGAAACUCUCAAGACCAUCGGGUGCUUUCUGCUGGAGGUCGCCACCAAGGACCCUUCGCUGGUAGUCGCUGGAGAGGCCCUAGAUGCUCUGUUCGACGUGUUCGCAGACGGUAAAGAAGCUGAAAAGGCCUCCGUUCAAAUUCACUUGUUGUCCGCCCUGAAAGAAUUCCAGCCAGUCUUCAAGAUGAGGAUACGAAAAGAAGGGAGAGGUAAAUACAGCCCAGACCAGCUAUGUGUGCUCGACAAUGUGAAGAUGAACUUGAGAAGGUUUGUUGCUUAUCAAGAAACUGUUCAAAAAAGACUAACUACUUGAACCAUUGAAAGAGCAGUUCCUCUCCAAAGUGUUCUAUACUAAAGGGUUUUCUUUGAAUGUGUACAUUUCAGAAAGCCAUUUUUUAAUGUGCCUGUCCUGCAUAUUCAUUUGAAGUUCCUAAGAACUUCAUACCCUAUCAGAAAUUCUCUAGGCUCUGGGGUCUGAGCGGUGGCGUGGGUGCUCUCUCCGUUCACGUUUUAAUCCCUGGGAAUGCAAAGCGCGGAAACACAAAGGUGUCUCAGGUGUUUCUUGCAAUCAGUGAAGAAACUUCCUAACAAUCAUAUUUUUCUUAAAUUUUAUUUUUAAAAAAAGAAAGGAAGUCUAAAGUAAUGCCUUGCAGCUCUUUUAAGUCAGUAUCAUUUUAUAUUAGCUGAAUUUUUAACUGAAACAUGGAUAAGCUUUAUAAAAUUAAACACAUAUCAAUUAUGUUUACCCUUUGUGAAGUGAAUGAACUGAAUUUGUAUUUCAUUACUAAGUGGAAUAUACAAAUGAACUGACGUGAUUGUCAUUCUCUAUAUAAACAGUUCUGAUCCAUUGUUUUGUAACCUUUCUCCUUGUUGAAUUAGAUAUCAAAUCAAAAUUGGGAGAAAAUAUUUUUUAAUA
This is a messenger RNA of Pteronotus mesoamericanus, 2785 nucleotides long. It is a transcript of the gene HEATR3, whose product is annotated as HEAT repeat containing 3. The record is from RefSeq and is a predicted model, not a curated record. Gene Ontology annotation, biological process: protein import into nucleus; ribosomal large subunit biogenesis. The transcript is spliced from 15 exons. Bases 131 to 2182 code for a protein of 683 amino acids. NCBI's taxonomy places the organism in Eukaryota, Metazoa, Chordata, Mammalia, Chiroptera, Mormoopidae.